AUGGCGUCGUCUUUCCUGGCACUUUCGCAAACCCUUGGGGGCAUCACCCACACCAAGAUCACUGAGUUAGGAAAACAGCGCACUAUUUACGAAUCACGCAAGGAAGAAAUCUUGGGACAGGCCAAUCAAGAAAACGAACGAGUUGCAAGAAUCAACCUUCUUCUCGAGGGAGUCGAGAAUCUCAACCCUGAAGCUUUCAAAAGCCCCGCAGUCAAGAACAUCAAACAUUGGCUCAGUCAGUCAAAAUAUGAUGUCUCGGUUCCAAGCGAGUUCAUGCAGUCCCAUGAAGAGCUGCUCCGGUCGCAUCUAGAGGUGCCAAGUCGGAAACUAGCACUGGGCCACCUCUACGCUCGGCUCAUAACCGAAUGGAUGGAUUCCUCUGUCAGCGGACACCCAGCUUCAGAGGAAGAAUCCUUUGAGGUUUUAGAUCGACAAAAAGAGAGGUUGCAGCAGUUGUGCGACAAGUUCGAGCGAGUGGUUUUCGAGCCGCUGGAGACCGAUGAAGUUGAGAUUGACCUCUACCUUAAUGAGCUAUUCCAGGGCGAGCAAGAUGAUGAGAGUUCCAAGUCACUUAAAGAGCUUAGAGAUACUAUGAGUGACUCGUGUCGACGGAUCUUUGGUGAAAAGGCGCCGUUCGACUCCACGACGCUCAAGUGGUGUAUCAACGGGUUACUCGCUGAGGACCUGCUGAGCGAUCAGAAACAGGCCAUUCUUCGAGACUUUCUUGAAAAGCCUGUUGUGUUGGGGGAGAUCGCCGAUGUUCUCAAUAUGCGAUUUUCCAAUAUCGACAGCUGGGAAUGGGAUGCUGGGGAACAUGGCAUUCCCGUUCUUCCCAGACAGCAGUUGAAUGGGGAAUACAGAAUAUGGAUGGACGAGGAUGUGUUGCAAGCAAUCCUCAUCCACUAUAUUGGCAUCCGGUGUUGCGUUGAUCUCAAAAAGGCUCUGAGUAGCUUUAUCUCCUCCGCAAACUCCUUCUGGAAGUGGAACACUGGACCACAGCCUACCCAUGACGAGAUGCACCGUCGCCGGUAUUACAUGUGCAGAGGAGCCACUGCAAGAUCAAACACCAAUACCGAGAGACAAGGGCAGUACAAAAGUACCUUCUUCAUGUCACAACUGCCGGAGACUGUUGAGACUAUUGGGGCUGGGGGGUAUACUGACCCAACAGAGGAGCAAGACAACUCUAAGAAGCCAAACAUUAAACAGCGCCUGCUGCAAACGCUCGCCACCGAGGCCAUCAUACACAAGACUUUGACGGACGAAGUUGCAUUGGUACAGACUGAUCUGGAGUGGUUCGCCACGGGCCUAUCCCAUUCAACUAUCUUUUCCACCAUGCGAUUCUUUGGCUACACUGAAGGGGCCAUUUCCUUCUUCAAGAAGGUUCUUGAGGCACCUCUCAACGUGCAGUCUUCUCCAGACUCUCCAUUGACGGGCAGCCCAAGAAUGCGCCGUCGCGGGGUACCCAUGGCUCAUGCACCGGAGAAGCUUCUUGGCGAGCUUGUACUCUUCGUUAUGGACGUUGUAGUGAAUCAACAGGAUGGUAUGCUACUUUACCGACUUCACGACGACCUUUGGUUGUGUGGCGAGCCACAGCAUUGUAAAAGGGCCUGGGCUGCUAUGAAACAGUAUGCGGAAAUUCUCGGCCUCACGUUCAACCUCAGUAAAACCGGUUCUGCGUACAUCACAGCGGAUGGGAAGGCGAAGGAUACUGAGGUUGCAAUCGCUUUGCCGCAAGGUCCGGUACGAGUUGGGCAUCUAUCCCUUGACCCUAACUCAGGGAUCUGGAAGAUCGACCGCGAGCAAGUGGAACAACACAUGAGACAGCUCAAGAAGCAAUUGAACGAAUGCAGGAGUGUACUAGAAUGGGUGCAAACGUGGAAUAGCUGCAUGGGCCGCUUCUUCAGCCACACUUUUGGCGAACCGGCCCACUGCUUUGGCCUACAGCAUGUUGACAGUAUCCUCGAGACUUACCAGCUUAUGCAACAAUUCUUAUUUUCGGAAGGACCAGAUUCCAUACAAAACAGUCAUGGAGCCGUCAACCACGUCAAGCAUAUGAUAAAAGACCGAUUCGGGGCCGAUGUACCUGAUGCCUUCAUCCAUCUACCUGAGCGUCUGGGAGGACUCGGUUUACGGAAUCCAUUCGUGCCCAUACUGACUAUUCGGGAGAGCAUUGCGAAAAAGUCGCCGACCUCAAUCAUUCAAGAGUUCUUUGACGCAGAGAAGGAGAGACAUAAGCGAUACAAAAAGCACUUCGAUUCUCUACCAAGCGUUGACAGCCGCAUCGACGCAGCUGUCAGGGCCACAUGGAGUGGAGAAACAGUCAGCCCCGAAACUUUCAAGAACCUGCUGUCGACUAAGGAACUGGAGAGUUUCUUCAGCAUGAACGAUUACACGAAAUACAGGGAGCUUACGAGCUAUGCCCUGUGGCAGGCUUAUCUCUCCUUGCAGAGCCUCCCGUCCGCUAUCAGCCCGGACAUGGACUCUGACGUUGCGCAGACCAUCAGCCAGGAAUUGGGCGUCAGUGCAAAUGAUGCGGGUGGUAAAGUUCAGGAAGCUCGGUGGGCAUUGCAGAUGUAUCGGGAUGGGUUGCGCCGUGACUAUGGAGGGUUGCGUCUUGUGGACAAGGAGCAUCUUCCGCUGGGUGUGUUGACACUGCUACGGAGUAGAGCAGUGACAUGGACCAUGGUUUUGUGA
Messenger RNA from Fusarium sp. VM40, 2694 nucleotides. NCBI's taxonomy places the organism in Eukaryota, Fungi, Ascomycota, Sordariomycetes, Hypocreales, Nectriaceae. The record is from the annotation of a GenBank genome assembly.